Bradysia coprophila is the source of this 1821-nucleotide messenger RNA. RefSeq lists its product as uncharacterized. The record is from RefSeq and is a predicted model, not a curated record. Lineage: Eukaryota; Metazoa; Arthropoda; Insecta; Diptera; Sciaridae.
UGGAGAGCGAUAUUAUCUCCGAAGGAUUCAGAUUUUGUGAACAAUUUGGUGCUAGAUUCAAUAAGUUGAUAUGUGACGGAGACUCGAAUACCUACAAACAUUUGCGUGACAUACGCGUUUAUCGGAAUCCGGAUGUGUUUGUAGAAAAAUGUGAAUGCUGCAACCAUUUACAUCGAAACUUCCGGUCAAAAUUUGGGUGUUUGUGCCAGAUCACAAAGUUUGAUGUUGAUCUACGAAAGCACGUGAAGCCAUCGAAAGGACACGAUAUUAGCAAAGGCAUCAAAUUAGCAUCCAAACAUUGGCGGGAAUCGGGGCUGGAGCUAUCAAAACAAAUUCGCAAUUUGGAAAACGACAUUAUGAAUGCUCCAGCGCAUUAUUUCGGAGUACAUCAUAACUGCCGAAAGUACUUCUGCACUAAAUCUACAACUGAGGCUGCUAUUGAUAAUCUAAAAGCUUUGAAAGAAGAUGGGCUUUAUUACGAAGUUCUAAAUUUGUGCCAACAAUAUUUUGGCGGAAAUGCAAAAAGUUUGCUCGAAAACUACACAAAUAAUGCAGCCGAGCAGUUCAAUAACAUCGUGGCUAAAUUUAUCGGUGGUAAAAGAAUCAAUUUUUCACUCGGUGGAUCUUACACUGCAAGAGUCGCUGCGGCAGUCGUUCAAUACAAUAGCAAGGGCCAUUCCAGCACAGAGUUUCGGAAGUACAAGUUUGGAUCGGUACAGAGUGCGAGACUGGAAAACAUGGAAAACGGCAGGAAGAGAAAAAUCUUACAGAAUGCAAUCGCCCUCCAGAGCCGACCGAGGAAUCGACGUGGGAACCAAGACAAUAGUGCGAAGGGUUCUGGUGCUUAUUAUCAUGGGGAGGGAACCGAAGACAUAGACAUGGAGCCAGCUGUUUUUGAAAAGGCUAAAAAGGUGUUUUUGGAAAAACUCAUGUUCAACCAGCGCAACAGAAAUGAUGUUGAAGAGUCAACACGAGGGGGUAAACAUAAUAGUCGCUGGCAACAAAUACGGCAAGAUUUGGUUCCAUCAUCGUUUGUUCCGAAGAUAGUUCUUUCUAAGACAAAAAAGAGCUACAAGAAUCACUUGGACGAACUAGUUUAUAAGCGAAGUGAAUUCGGAAACAGUGCCACAAUCAAACACCAACGGUUGGUGGAGCGAGAUGCGUUACAGUUCUUCCAAACCCUCUUCGAUGAUACGUUGCAUGAUUGCGGCCUGUUUAUCGAUAAGGAAAUAUUUUUCUUGUGCGCUUCCCCUUUGAAAUUAUAUGGAAACGAUCACACGCUCAAUAUUAAGUGUCCCCUCAAAGAGUACGGAAAGAAGUUCGAUGAAGUCAUUCACAAACUACCAUUUUGGGAUAAAAAGGGCAACUUGAACACGAAACAUGAGUGGUACGUAGAGCUUCAGUGCGAAUUGCGGGCAACUGGGAGAAAAUAUGGUUUUCUCAUGUUUUGGUUGGGUUUAUGCGAAGAAACACCACAAUACCGAAUAAUCGAAGUCCCUAAGAACGACAGUUUUUUUGAUACCGAAGUAACACCUAAAUUAAAUUAUUUUUACAAUGAGGUCAUGGUCAAGGAGCUUGUCGACUCUCGCAAGCAGAGGAACAUGGCGUUGCGGGAAUAUGACCCGAAAAAGAAUAUUUUUAUUUAAAUUCAGCAAUCGAUCGAUAUCCAAUACUUCACUAUUAUUUAUCAUUAGCCUUGAUCAGUUUUAUUAGUUUUUCGUUCUGAGUGAUUUUUAAUUCUCGUUGAAAUGAGCAAUAAUUUUCCUUUCCUUUUCAUUUUAAUUUUCACAUCAUUUUACUAUAGAUGCUAGUAGUAUUGUU